Molecule: messenger RNA, 1350 nt
Organism: Camellia sinensis
Lineage: Eukaryota; Viridiplantae; Streptophyta; Magnoliopsida; Ericales; Theaceae
Source: RefSeq, a predicted model, not a curated record
UUUCAAUUCCAUUUAAAUCUCUCUCUCUCUCCUCUCUCACUCUCUCUCUAUAAGAGUAACAGUACUCUGUCACUCUUCUCUGGUAUCAAUCAAUUUUAUAAUUCAACAAUGAACAUCACUUCAAUCUUCGUUCUCUCCCUCUUCGUAGUUCUAGUUCUUCCCACUACAGCUCUCGGGGACUGCACUUGCGACGCCGGAACGAUCAACGGUGGAAACAAGAUUCAAGCAUUCAGGUACAAAUUUGCGGCCAUAGCUUCGAUUCUCGUCGCCGGAGCGAUCGGAGUCUGUCUUCCGGUACUCGGCAGGUCCGUACCGGCGCUCCGUCCGGAAAAGGACGUGUUCUUCAUCAUCAAGGCGUUCGCCGCUGGUGUGAUUCUGGCCACCGGCUUCAUCCACGUCCUUCCCGACGCCUUCGACCACCUGACCUCGCCGUGUCUCACCGGAGAAGCUUGGCAGUUUCCUUUCACCGGUUUCGUGGCGAUGAUGGCGGCGAUCGUAACUCUGAUGAUUGAUACGUUUGCGACGUCGUAUUUUAAGGGGAAGGUCGAUGAUGAUGAUGGUCAUGCCAAGGCCGGAAGUACUACUGUCAAUGUUGAGGAUGGAGGUGGAGAUCACGGCGGCGGCGGCGCUCUUCAUGUUCACACUCACGCCACUCACGGCCAUGCUCAUGGAUCCGCCGCCGUGCUUUCGUCACACGACUCGGGUGUCGCUGAACUUAUUCGACACCGUGUCAUAUCUCAGGUUUUGGAAUUGGGAAUUGUGGUCCACUCGGUGAUUAUUGGAAUAUCAUUGGGUACUUCGGAAGAUGUGAAGACGAUAAAGGCUCUUGUGGCGGCUCUUACCUUCCAUCAAUUCUUUGAGGGCAUGGGUCUCGGUGGAUGCAUUGCUCAGGCAAAAUUCAAGUGUAAAGCAGUGGUAAUCAUGGCAAUAUUUUUCUCUCUCACAACACCAGUUGGAAUAGCAAUAGGCAUUGGAAUAUCGAGCAGUUACAACGAAAAUAGCCCAACUGCCCUAGCUGUAGAGGGCAUUUUAAAUGCAGCAUCAGCUGGAAUACUCAUUUACAUGGCUUUAGUCGAUCUUCUCUCAGUUGAUUUCAUGAACCCCAGGAUGCAAGCCAACCGAAAGCUUCAGCUUGGAGCCAACGCUUCGCUCCUUUUCGGUGCCGGCUGUAUGUCACUUUUGGCUAAGUGGGCCUAAAUUGAUUACUUAUUACUUUUGUUUCCACAUUUGCCUUCUUCUUCUUAUUAAUUACCCACCCUCACACAUGUAUAUUUUGCUUUUUACUACCAAAAUGUUUUAGGAAACAUAUAUAUACACGUAAAUGGAAGCAUCCUUAUUAUCGUUCAAAUA